AUGCGAAGUAACGCGAAUCCGACUCCGCCAAUUCAAUUUCCACCUCGUUGUAUCGCUCGACUUCGUUCCAGACGAAGAGAAGAGCCCUGCUUCCCAUCGUUGAAGAAGCUGCUCAAGUACGUCUCGGUUGUUAUUUUACUCUGCGUGAUUUUGAACGCGAUCGUAAUGGUCUCCGUUGCCGUCUACCUGAGCGUCCGCCCCGAAGCGAUAGCGCGAGCUUUCAACGCUUCCAUGGCGUUCUACUCGAGGGAAUCCUGGCACAAGGUCACCAUUGACCAGUUGCAGUUCACCUUCCAGUGUUGCGGUCACACCAAGUACGACGACUGGAUCGCGUUCGACUGGCAGAGAGUGGACUACGCAUCCCGGGAAGAAAUGCUCGCCCAGCCGCGGAUUUCCGACGAGGAGUUUCGCCCUAUGGCUGUCCCCUACAGUUGCUGCAGCGUAAAAGCCAUGACGCCUUGUUUUCACGCGGACCUCUCGAUGAACGUCGCGAGCAUCAACGAGGCGGGAUGUGCCAGAGUCCUGAGCCCCAUAAUCCUGAGGAAUGCGGCGGUUACUUACGGCGUGUCCACGUUCCUCGUGUUCACGCAGAUUCUCCUGGCUCUCUUGAUGAUCAGAGUGUCGAAGAGACCUUUACCCUUGGAAUGUCCCUCUUGCUGCGAGUGCGCGAAGAAUAGUCCUUCGGCGCGUUCGCUCCUGGGGUCGAAUACUUCGUUUACGAGCUCGAACGGUUGCGCUGCCGGGGAUUUCCAAGAUCGUGGAAAUCGUUUGAGCACCAUCGAGAGUCAGAGCGGCUACGAGGAAGGCACGAGCGGUUCGUCGGCGUCGCCACCUCCGUCGUCCCGUUCGAAGAAAAAUUCUUCGGCGAGGACUCGUUGCUCCGGAGGCUGUGGGGCUGCGCGAAUUCGCCCCAGUUUGCAUACCGAGCAUCGUGUCCCCAAAAAACGAACAGCCUGUCAGAAAUGUACCCGUCCAAAUUGACCAGGGAGCAGUCAAGGGGGCCUCGCGGCCAACGAUAUCGUCGACUGCAGCGAAUCGCUUCAGCUCCUUUUCGGUAAUAGAAAAAGAUGACGACCGAGGAGACGAAUAAGGCGAAUCCAGGUUUGUUCGCGCGGUGGAUUUGAAGAGGACCGGUUACAGGCUGCGAGCGGUGUGCGGGAAAAAUCCAAAUCUCGGGAACCUGAUUCCGCACUCGCCGUGGCGAUAAAUUGAUACAGGGACAUCGAUAAAUUCUGACCCCGGCGAGAGACGCGAGUUCGCGGUACGUACAAGCGAAUGAAAAUGCGAAGAAGUGAGGUGCCGAUAAGUAAUUGGCGUGAGAUCCCAACCGCUAUCUCCUUCCAUUCGAGUGAUGGCAGAUUUAUCGCCCCGCAGCACGCAGGGGUGCACUUAUUCGUAAAAUGAGUGAUCUCGCAACAUGGGUAUAUCGUUGUGCAGGUGCAGGUGGAUCGAAUAUUUUUCUAUUUCUCCGCAAAUAAAUAUCGACGACUCGACCCCAUAUAUCGUUGCGAAUAUCCCUGUAAAUUAUUCCACGAGGUGCAGGUCUAAUUGCGAUGGCGAUUCGACGUCAGUUGUGCGUUCGUACGAUCGAAUGUAUUCGCGGAGAUCGGAUGGGCGGCGCUCGUCCAAUAAACGAGAAUGAUCGGGCACCGCGUAAACUGAAUUUAAACGUGCCGAAGAAGCGACGGAGAGAGGGUAGGAGAUUCUAUUCAUUCACACGCUGCGAUCGGAAGCUCCUGAGUUCAGUAUGCCUCCGGAUUCGCGACACGCGAAAACUUGUUCGGGAGUCGCGAGAAGAAAAUCGUCGAGACGAUACUUUUCGUCAAUUGCCAAGAGGGCGAGUGAACGCGGCACACGCGGUAAUCGACGACUGGGAAUCUCCGAUAAUUUUUGGCUUCCCGUGGGUUCUGAAAGUGGCGAAAUCGUGGUGCGCGAUAUAAUCCUCCUCCUCCUCCUCCGCCAACUCGGUGAUUCGGUCGCAACGAUCUUCGUACCGCCACCAGCUGCCGAUCGAGUCGUCCGUCCUUCUCCAACGGUGGAUCGUUAUCGAGGAGGCAAAAGUUUCGAGGAGGGAAAGCGGGAUUUCGUGGACUCACGGGAGAAAGGGACGGCGCUCUUUUAUUUUCUCAUUCAAUUUCGAACGAGGUAGCGGCAGCCUUCGCCUCCCGACCGACCGACAGACAAAGCGGAGGGAACUCCGAAGGAACGAUCGAAAAGGAGAGAGCGACAGGGAAGAACCAAGGCCGCGAGAUGAGUUGCUGCAGUUCGGCGCCACCUGCGCUGAACAAGGGUUGCGAGACGUUGCUCAGCAAA
This is a messenger RNA of Athalia rosae (coleseed sawfly), 2313 nucleotides long. Its product is annotated as RDS/peripherin-like protein xRDS36. The record is from RefSeq and is a predicted model, not a curated record. Gene Ontology annotation, cellular component: membrane. Bases 1 to 981 code for a protein of 326 amino acids. The transcript has 5 exons. Lineage: Eukaryota; Metazoa; Arthropoda; Insecta; Hymenoptera; Athaliidae.